This is a messenger RNA of Closterium sp. NIES-65, 846 nucleotides long. The record is from the annotation of a GenBank genome assembly. Lineage: Eukaryota; Viridiplantae; Streptophyta; Zygnematophyceae; Desmidiales; Closteriaceae.
AUGGAGAACGCGUGGGCGGGCGAAGGGCGAUCGGCGGUGGCGGUGGUAACUGGGGCGAAUAAGGGUAUCGGGUUUUACAUUGCACGGGGAUUGGCUGGCGAAGGGCUGACUACAGUGCUCACCGCCCGCGACCCGGGACUGGGGCAGGAAGCUGCGAAGAAGCUUCAAGGGGAGGGGCUGCAGGGGGUGGAGUUUCAUCAGCUGGAUAUCAGCGACCAAUCGUCGAUCGACAGCUUUGCACGAUGGCUCAAGGAUACGCAUGGGGGCCUGGACGUGCUUGUAAACAAUGCCGGGAUGGCUUAUAAGGGGAACACGUUCGGGGCAGAGGAGGCAAGAAAGACCAUUGACACCAACUACCAAGGCACUCGGGCCGUGUGUGAGGCGCUACUGCCACUGCUGCGCCCCUCCAAAGCGGGGGCGCGCAUUGUGAAUGUGGGCUCCAGUGCAGGGAAGCUCCGCAUUGUCUCCCCCGCCCUCAAGACACGAUUCACCAGCCCGACCCUCACAACUGCUGACCUGGAUGCACUGGCGGAGGAGUUUGUAACGGGGAUAAAGGAGGGCACUUAUAAGGGAGCAGGGUGGCCCGAGUCGAUGUAUGGCGUGUCGAAGCUCCUAGAGAACGCCUACACGCGCGUGCUCGCGAGACAGGUGGAGGGGCGGCAGGGAGGCGAAAAGGUGUUUGUGAAUGCGUGCUGUCCCGGGUGGUGUGCCACAGACAUGUCGUCGUGGCGCGGCCGCAAGACAGCUGAGGAGGGAGCCGACACGCCCAUCUUCCUGUCGCUGUUGCCGCCCGAGAAGGCGGGUACAGGGCAGUUCUAUGCAGACAGGACGAUCGAGGAGUUUUAG